Messenger RNA from Miscanthus lutarioriparius, 2529 nucleotides. NCBI's taxonomy places the organism in Eukaryota, Viridiplantae, Streptophyta, Magnoliopsida, Poales, Poaceae. The record is from the annotation of a GenBank genome assembly.
AUGCUCGAGGCCAACCCAACCCCAGCGAGGAACCGCUUCGUGGCCGUCGAGUUCGACACCACGAAGCUGGACUACGAUCCCAACGACAACCACGUCGGCCUCAACGUUGGCUCUGUCGUGUCCGUCAAGACGGUGAACCUGACGGCGUUCCGCAUCACCACGAACAGCAGCAACCCCACCAACUACACGCAGGUCGAGUACGGCAGCGGCGGCGCGGCGCACGUGUCCGUGUACAUGGGCGUCCGGCGAAGCCGGCCGGCGUCCCGGUCUUUGGACUCCCCAUUGGACCUCGCCGAAAGCACGUCCCGGAGAAGGCGUACAUCGGCACGCCAUUGCGCCUGGCUACGUGUGGACGAGCGACGUCUAGUGGACCGGACCGAGCGACCGCUGCUGCUAGACAUCCUGACCGAAGGCCACAACGUUAGCACGGUAGCGCCGACUGACGCAUUGGCGCCCUCGCCAAGGUUGCUGUGCCAAGAAGCCAUGCAGAUCGUCGACUACACACCAGGAGUCACGACAACAAUUAUGGAUUCCGUGAUCUACAAACAUGAUGACAUGUCCCAAGAAAGAACCCUGCCAUUUGGAGAUGCAGGGAACAUGGGAGGAAGCAAUGUAGAAAUUCUCACAAGAAUAGAGCUCGAUAUUGCUUUUGCCUCAGAGAAAUUAUUAAAUUUGGAGAUGCUGGUUAUGGAAAUAGCACGUCAGGCUACUGACUUUGAGCCUGCUACGCUUGAAGAUGAAUCUAUUUUUUCUGAGACUGCAGAGAAUGCUUUUGAACUGGACAUCUUGUAUGGUAUUCUUGAUGCUGAAGUCAAGGAGCUACAUAACUUGAUUAGUUCUCUUCAAGCUGAUAUCAAAAGUAUAGAGCAUCAGGACUAUGAAGAAGGAGGCAAGGUAAAAGCUAGAAUGGAUGCAGCUAAAUUGUCCUUGAAGCAGAUGCAAGAGCUAAUUGCUGAUAUUAGGAACGAGUCUGCAAAGUUUGAGAAAGUCAUUGCGUUUUCCCACGAUAAGGAAGGGACCAUUGAAGCUGUUGGAUGUGAUAACGGCCAUCUGUCAUAUCAAACUGGUACGCAGACAGAAGAUCAACACAGAAAUGUUUUACAUAUGUUAGAAAAAUCCAUAGCAAGUGAGCUAGAUCUUGAAAAGAAGCUAUCUGAUUCGAUAUCUGUCAUAGAAGACCUCAGACUGAAGCUCCAUCAUCAGGAAGAGGAAAUCUAUUUCCUUGAGGAAUCAACUGAAACAAUUUCAGGUAGAUUGUUUGAAGCAGAAAAUGCUUCAAAGCUACUUUUCGGAACCUCAAAGGAACUUAUAAAUAGGCUUAAUAACAUGCAGUUUCAUGUAAGUGCGCUAAAAGGUACAGAAGAUGAUCUCAAGUCAAAACUAGAACAAAGCUUGACAAAACUGUCUUUUCUGGAAAAUAGCCCAGACAAGGUGGAAAAAGAGAGUGACAAAGUUGGAGCUGGAUCACCAUCAUUGCAGGAUAAAAUACAGGAGUUAGAAAAACAGUUGAAUGAAUCCAAUUUACAACUCCAAUUUGCACUAGCUUCAGCAGAAACAAGGCAGGAGGAGCAAAAUGCAUUGCAAUCUGAGCUGAUCACAAUGGAAAAUACAAUUAAGAAUAUCAAAGAUGAUGUUUCACGAGCAGAAAGCAGAGCACAAAAUGCAGAAAUAAGGUGUAUGCAGCUAACUGUAGCUAAUAUAGAGCUUAAUGGGGAACUAGAUGCCCUUAAAAGCGAGAAGUCAGAUAAGGCCAAUCUUUUGGACAAGAAACUUACAGAGUCAAAUACCCAAUUAGAGCAUGCAAAGGCAGCAGUUGAUGCCAUUGUUGAACAGCAGGGUAUGCUGAAAUGUACAAUUUCUGAUAUGGAACAUAUUAUCGAAGAUCUGAAGGGCAAAGUUUCAAAAACUGAAACCAGGGCUGAGAGUGCUGAAUCAAAGUGCACACUGUUAACAGACACAAAUUUAGAACUUAGUGAAGAGCUAGCAUUUCUAAGAGGUCGAGUAGAAAGUCUAGAAAACUCGUUACGUGAAGCCAACCAUGCGAAGGUGUCCACUGCCAAGGACAUCUGUGUGAGAACUAAAAUUAUUACUGAUUUGGUCAGAAAAUUGGCACUGGAAAGAGAACGACUUCAUCUUCAGAUUGCUACGUUAACAAAGAAGAACAAGAUGUUGGUUAAAAAAUGUAAAGAGGAUAUUAAUGGUAGCAUACAAAUGAGCAAAAAGGCUACUUCCAAUUGCACUGAAUUUCAGUCAACUCAAAAAGCUGAGGAAAUAUGUCCAGAUUCUCUGCCAUCACAAACUGUGGUGGAGAAACCAUCAGAUCCUAUUGAUAAUGAUGAAGUUAAGACUCAGAGUCCAUCACAGGAUGUUUCCACUUGGGAGGAUGAUUCCACAUCGGAUGACAUUCAUGAGACAGUGCGCACCAUAGAGCCAUCACUACUAAACCGGAAAUAUACUUUUGUGGCACUUCUAGUGUUGUUGGCUGCUUGCGUUGUGUUCUUGUUACAUGAAUAUGGCGGCCCUGCAUGA